Messenger RNA from Psammomys obesus (fat sand rat), 1472 nucleotides. RefSeq names its product ephrin A4 (gene Efna4). Lineage: Eukaryota; Metazoa; Chordata; Mammalia; Rodentia; Muridae. Gene Ontology annotation, biological process: ephrin receptor signaling pathway; axon guidance. The coding region runs from base 61 to 675 and encodes 204 amino acids. The transcript is spliced from 4 exons. Gene Ontology annotation, cellular component: plasma membrane. Gene Ontology annotation, molecular function: ephrin receptor binding. The record is from RefSeq and is a predicted model, not a curated record.
GCCGGGACAGAGGAGUGGGCCGGGACCGGCCGGGCCAGACCAGACUGGACCCCAGGGGCGAUGCGGCUGCUGCCCCUGCUGCGGACUGUCCUCUGGGCCGCGCUGCUCGGCUCGCGCCUGCGGGGGUGCUCCAGCCUCCGCCACCCUAUCUACUGGAACUCCUCUAACCCCAGGCUGCUUCGUGGGGAUGCUGUGGUGGAGCUGAGCCUCAAUGAUUACCUAGACAUCUUCUGCCCACACUAUGAAAGACCAGGGCCCCCAGAGGGCCCUGAAACCUUCACUUUAUACAUGGUGGACUGGUCAGGCUACGAGGCCUGCAAGGUAGAGGGGGCAAAUGCCUUCCAGCGCUGGAAGUGCUCACUGCCUUUUGCCCCUUUUGCCCCUGUGCGAUUCUCAGAAAAGAUUCAGCACUUCACACCCUUCCCCCUGGGCUUCGAGUUCUUGCCUGGAGAGACUUAUUACUACAUCUCGGUGCCAGCUCCGGAGAGUUCUGGCCGAUGCUUGAGGCUGCAGGUGUCUGUCUGCUGCAAGGAGAGCAGGUCGGAGUCAGCCCAUCCUGUUGGGAGCCCUGGAGAAAGUGGCACGUCUGGGUGGCGAGGAGGACAUGCCCCCAGCCCCUUGUCUCUCUUGCUGCUGCUGCUGCUCCCAAUACUUCGUCUUUUGCGAGUUCUGUGAGCCAAGUCACCCCAAGAAACCAGAGCCCUCCCCAAGAUCCUUUGUGGAAGGGGUUUCUGCCACCGUACCCGAGAUGCCAGGCAGACAUGAGAAAGCUUUUAUGUGCGAAGUCAGAGGACCUGAGGUGACUCUUGUAGGUGACUGCCCUUCUCACCACAGGCUGAAGAGGAACUUCAGGGUUGCUUCAGACAGGCCAGGGCUCUCUGAAGCACGGCUGCUUUGAUGGUUCGUCCCCUGGAAGACUGGGACUUGAGCUGCUGAGGGGCAAAGCCAAAGACCUGGGAACAGGUGGGUUCCUGGCCAAGAGCAAAGGAGAAGCCAUGCCAUCUGUGCCCUCUCAGCCUCUUCCCAGGGGCAAGAGUUGCCCUUUCAGGUGCUGCUCAUUUGUCUUCUGUGAAGACGGACUUGCCAUGAGGUUAUAUUUCAUGCUGGUUUGUAUUUUUUUAUAAGUGUUUGGACCAAAACUUCAAUAAAUCACCCAUUCUAGUGGGGAGUGGUGGCUCACACCUGUAAUCCCAGCACUGGGGGGUGGGUUGGGGUUGGGGGCAGUGAGCAGGAAGUCAGCAUGUGUAUGGGCAACCUGUCUGAAAAAUAAAUAAAUAAAACAAGGAGGCCAGUGAAAAGGCUCAGCAGGUGAAAGUACUUGUCAUGAAGCCUUGGUCCCUAGAACCUACGUGGUGGAAAGAGAGAGCACACUCUUGAAAGUUGUUCUUUGAACAUGCCAUGUGGCAUGUCGAUGACUAUGCCACACAAGUGCCAACACACACACAAAAAUAAUAAACCUACAUUAAAAACCA